Molecule: messenger RNA, 9530 nt
Organism: Loxodonta africana (African savanna elephant)
Lineage: Eukaryota; Metazoa; Chordata; Mammalia; Proboscidea; Elephantidae
Gene: MMD
Product: monocyte to macrophage differentiation associated
Exons: 7
Coding region: 7129-7815 (228 amino acids)
Cellular component (GO): membrane
Molecular function (GO): pore-forming activity
Source: RefSeq, a predicted model, not a curated record
GGCGCCCCCUGCUCGCCCCCAGCCCGUGUCGGGAGCGGGUCUCCGCAUCCCGCACCGUCCCGCGUGGGUCCCGGCUUCUCACCUGGAUCCAUCUCCCCGUGGGUCCCACGCCUUGGCGCAGGACCAGCUCCCGGGGGAUCCCCCGCCCUGCUCUCCCUGGGCGAUCCCCUUCCCCUGAGGACCGGGGUCCUGCGCCUGGCCUGGGUCCUCGCUCGUGAUCUGCAGACUCAGAUGCAUUCCCAGACCCCGACCUCGCCCUCCUUCCAGGGGAUCCCGUUGCCUACCCGGCUUCACCCUCCAGACCCCUCUCCAGGCAGGGCUCCAGCCAGGGCUCCUGCUCCCUCUGAACUCCAGCCGCAGGCGCCGGCUCCCGGUCCUCCGACCCUGACUUUGGCCUCUACUCCUCUUCUCCUAGGGUGGGGGUUCCCGGGGCUAGCGGAAGGUCGGCAGCUGCUGCGCCCUGCAGCUGGAUUUGCGGUAAAGCGGGGGUGCUGGGCGUUUUAGAUGCUUUGUUAGUGAACGGGAAACUGAGGCACGCUCCUUUUGGCUUCGCAUUGCCUGGUUCUGUCUGGGCCUUGCUGAUUCUCCAGCUUACGGUCGCUGGGCGGUGCUAUGUUUUGGGCACUGCGAAGGGGCAAAUUAGCAUUCGGCUGGUGAGACCUGCUGGUAAGGCGCCUGUGUGUUAGGAAACGAGGAGGAGGAACCCAGGAGGCGCCACCGGAAGGCUGGCCGGCUGCUCAUUCACUGGAGAGCUAGUGGGGACACGAGCCUGGGGCGGCACGGUGGCCUUUCUCCCGGUCUCCGAGGCGCUCUGCCGUCUAGUAAUGGAUGGAAGCUGGCCCAUGCCAGCUCUGGGCUUCUCUUCUAAUUCUUUUUUGUUUAAGUGGGUGAAAGUUCACUUCUCCUGUGCUUGUGGUAACCCUCCAUCCUUUUGUCUGAAUCGAGCAGCUAUCCCCAUUCCCAGACCUUCACCAGCAGUGAUGGGUGCUUUGGAGGAAGAAAAGAAACGCACGAAGUCUUUCAAGAAAGCCACUGUAGUUGAGUUUUAAGCACUGCCUUUUGUUUCAAAAUUUUAAACUGCACGUAUUUUCUUUCCAACUCCCCGUUUUUUUCUUAGCUGUCGCUUCACCCAGUAUACUUACAGUAUUUCAUCCUCUCCCAGUUCCAAAGGGUGAUGGAGCCAAAAAAUGUAUAAGAAGAGCUGUGUGAACUGUGCCAUCAGCAGGGAGAUCUGUUUGAAGACUGGAACAGACGUCUCAAUAUUACUCAACACUCAGGGUGUUGAAUGCCGGGCGCUACUGCCCCAGUGAGAACUUCUUAUCAGUACUUUGAAGGGCAGAAAAAACUCAUAGCGUUCUGGCUUUGGAGGUGAUGUCAGGAAUGAAGACUGGAAGGGCUUGAAGGGAGAAAGUGACAUGUCUUCAGUCACAUCCUGCCAUCUUGUGCCUGUUAUCUGUUUGAUUUGGUUUUACUUCUCUGUACAUCUGUGCUCUUCCUGUUUUCAGAGAAAAGUGGCAAUAUUCUGUGAAAUUACCUCUUCCUUAUUUGAUUAAGGGAAACUCUAAUAGCGUAGUGGUUAAGAGCUAUGGCUGCUAACCAAGAAGUCGGCAGUUCGAAUCCACCAGGCGCUCCUUGGAAACCCUAUGGGGCAGUUCUGCUCUGUCCUUUAGGGUCACUAUAGUCGGAAUUGACUUGACGACAGCGGGUAGAUUUAUUUGAUUAAGAGCUUGUGUUGCUUUCCCAUGCUGCAGGAUUCUUCUUUAAAAAGAAAAAAAAAAAAAGACUUAUUAUUUGUUGCAUAAAUAUUAAAAUAGUGUCUAAAUAAAUGGGAAAAAACAAAAACCAAGAUUCGUUUAGGGUCCCACCCUUUCAGCAGAUUGAACUAUCUUCCUUUUGCUGGACACUCAUCUGUCUAGCCCUUCUUAGCACAGUAGUGUAAUCUUGCACCUUGCUUUUUCCAUCAAAAAAUUAAAAAUAGAGCCAUUUUCUUAUGGUGUGGCACAGACUUUUGUUUGCACAAUGUUUGAUUCAAUACAUGCUUAGCAGUUCCUUUCUUGAUGACAUCUAGACCUACCUUGAUUUUCUUUGAAGACUGAGUCAUCCCCACAAUUUUCUGUUCCUUUAUGAUAGGCUAGGUUGGAAGGAUAUUUUCCAAGGGUCAAUUUGAACUUGGAAGUAAAGCCUGCAAACGAAAAGUAAUAAAGCAAAGUCCUGAUUUUUGUGGUCCACACAUUAAAAUGUUGACAGUACUUUCGUGUACCUCUUAAAGCCAUAUUUAUUACAUAUCUUUCACAGCAUUCAGGAUUGUUACAGGUAGGCAAGUUGCAAAGGAAGUGGAGGCAGGGGCACGUCGUCUUUGGAUGGAUGUGCUCCUUCCCCUGGUAGAUUUAUCAGGACUCAGAUAGAGGAGCAUUUGAUUGCAGUAAAAACAUUUCAUUGGGCUGUAGUUUAUAGUUGUAACUAAACUACAGGAAAACCCUGAACACCUUGCUAGUUUUUUCAGAAUGGAGACUUGGUGGUCUUGUGGCUUUGGAUCAACUUCCAGAGCUCUGCCAUUCCUGCCGAGGAGGGCUGUAAGGAAACUUAACCUGCUGCCUGCUGUCUUAAGUGGAGCUCUUCAUACAUGCACAGCUUCUCAAAAAGGCUAACCAAAAACCAAACCCAGUGCCGUCGAGUCGAUUCCAACUCAUAGCGACCCUAUAGGACAGAGUAGAACUGCCCCAUAGAGUUUCCAAGGAGUGCCUGGUGGAUUCGAACUGCCGAACCUUUGGUUAGCAGCCGUAGCACUUAACCACUACACCACCAGGGCUUCCAAAGUAGAUCAGAUCCAAGAAAUUCCACUGGAACGCAGAGAGCUUCUUUUAUCUUUCUUGCUCUUUUCCUUCUAGUCUUGGGUAUACACACACGCACACACACACAGAGAGUCAUUCUUCUCUCCACAUUACCUCUGGCUGAUGAUAAGUGCUCACAUUUAUUGAGUUCCUGUGUGUGGCAGGCACUGUCUGGGUGCUUGUCUAUUAAUCCUCAACUGUAACUCUGGAAGACAGUUUAUACCCAUUUAAUAGAAGAGCAAACAGGGAUAGAAAAUAAAAGAGAACUUGCCCAUGGUCACAUGGCCAUGAAGGGGCAGAUCCAAGGGUUGAUGUUCAUGUCUUUCUACCACCCGUGCUGCCAGCUCACCUUUUCCUCGUUGUCUCCCUGUCCACACCACAUCUCUUUGUACAUCAGAGAAGUUCAGGACCCACAGAGCUUAUACUUCUUAUUGAUGCACAUUCAUUUUUCCAGCCUUGCAACCAAAAAUCCAAGGAAAAAGAUGUUCCUUUCCUCAGCCCUGGCAUUGUGAUCUACUUUAAAAGUUAAUGACAGGCAGUCCCCGUGUUACGAACGAGAUCUGUUCCUAACUGUGUCUUUAAGAAUUUGUAGAUAAGUUGGAACAGGUGCGUAGGGUUCUUAUUUAGCCUUGCUUUAGUGGAUCCUGGAAAACCUGGUGGCGCAGUGGUUAAAAGCUACGGCUGCUAAGCACAAGGUCAGCAGUUCAAAUCCAUCAGGCACCCCUUGGAAGCCCUAUGGGGCAGUUCCACUCUGUCCUGUAGGGUCACUAUGAGUUGAAAUCAACUCCAAGGCAAUGGGUUUGGCUUUGGUUUAGUGGAUCCUUGGUGGCACAGUGGUUAAGAGCUUGGCUACUAACCAAAAGGCCGGCAGUUCGAAUCCACUAGCCACUCUUUGGAAACCCUAUGGGACAGUUCUGCUCUGUCCUAUAGGGUGGCUAUUCCGACUCGAGGGUAAAGGGUUUAGUGCAAGAAAAGGCCUGAAGGCUGUUCGUUGAUUUAAAAGCUGCAAAUGAAGGUGAUCAUGAUGAAGAAUUUGUUGUGAGUAGGAGGCACAGUGGUUAAGAGCUUGGCUGCUAAUCAAAAGGUAGGCAGUUCUAGUCCACCAGCCACUCCUCGGAAACCCUACCAGGGCAGUUCUACUUUGGUUUUUGGUUUUCAGUUGUUUCAAAGUGAGGGCUAAUGUACAUACCAAUAAAGGGCAGAUAUAGGAAUUAUCCUUAAGGUGGACAUUAGUAACCUGGGGACUGCCUGUAUGCCAGAAAGCAUCUUAUUCUAAAGCAGUAGGAAGUCUUUGAGGGCCUGCCUAUUGUCCCUUUUGCAUGUUCUCAGGGCACUGAAUCACUGGCACGGAAUAGUCAUCUUAAAUACACAUUCUCCUUUAUUUAAUAAUUAAAUCAAGAGCCUCUCACCACUAUCACCACCUCUGUCAAUGGAUGCUUUCCUUGGUGUCAUUCCAGGAGUGACCCUUCAUCAUAAACCUGUUGCCAUCGAGUCGAUUCUGACCCAUAAAGACCCUGUAGGACAGAGUAGAACUGCCCCACAGGGUUUCCAAGGCUGUAAUCUGCCACGUCUGUCUCCUGUGGAGUGGUUGGUGGGUUUGAAUCGUAGACCUUUUGGUUAGCAGCCAAGUGCUUAACCACUGCACCACCAGGGCUCCUUCCUCCAUCCUAAGAGGGAGCUAAUGGGUUAACAGUAAGGUGGUAUGGGCGGGGAUCAGCUUAUGUUGCACCCUGAAGUGGUAGUGAAGGAGCUCUUGGGAUGUCCAAUGUCUUGGCCUUUGAGAGUUUCCUUUUCACAAGUCAGGGUUCUUCUGGCUCUCAGACUGCCUAUUUCUCUUUGUUACGCAUAGAUAGGGAAACUAAUUGACUUUAUGGGAUAUCUCUGUCUUAGUCAUCUAGUGCUGCUGUAACAGAAAUACCAUAAGUGGAUGCCUUUAACAAAGGGAAGUUUAUUUUCUCACAGUCCGGUAGGCUAGAAGUCUGAAUUCAGGGUGUCAGCUCCAGGGGAAGGGUUUCUCUCUCUGUUGGCUCUGGAGGAAGGUCCCUGUGAUGCAUCAGUCUUCCUUGACCUGGGAGCAUCUCAGUGCAGGAACCUCAGGUCCAAAGGAUGUGCUGUGCUCCUGGCACUGGUUUCUUGGUGGUAUGAGGUAGCCAUGUCUCUCCGCUCGCUUCUCUCUUUUAUAUCUCAAAAAAGAUUGGCUUAAGACGCUACCUAAUCUUGUAGACCUCAUCAGUAUAAUUGUCGCUAAUCCAUCUUACUACAUCAUAGCGAUAGGAUUUACAACAUAUAGGGAAAUAACUUCAGAAGAUAAAAUGGUGGACAGUCAUACAGUCAUACAAGGGAAUCAUGACAUAGCCAAGUUGACAGAUAUUUUUAGGGGACACAAUUCAAUCCAUGAGCCUCCUCUCUAUUAAGAUAAAAUAGUUUUGCAGUGUUGGAAUGUCUAUCUUUCUAGUCACCCAUUCAACAGUUAUUUAUUAAGCAUCACCAAUUAACGAGGCAUUGUGUUUGGGUUGUAAAUAAAGAGGUAAAUAAGUCAGUCUUGAUGGAAUUCUCAUUACAGUGGGAGAAGAUGAAUGAAAAAUAAGUUCAAAAAAUAACCAAUUGUGAUAAAGGGCUGUGGUAGGGUGGAGAGCUGGAGUGCUACUUUCGGUGGGGUGAUCAGGAGAACUUUUCUGAGGAGGUGACAUUUGAGCUUGAAGGAUGAGACGAGCAGAGCGUUCUAGUAUGGAAAGUGAAAGGAAAGCGGGGGCCAAACUACACAGAAGAGCUCAUGGGCCACCGAGGAGCCUUUAUCCUAAGUGCUUUGGGAAGCCAAAGGCAGACUUUUAAUCUGGGGUUGGGGUGUGUGGUGUGAUCUGGUUUUAACUGACAACUGUGGCUCCUGGCAAACAUAGGGACGCAUUAAGAGACUUCGUAUUUUCACAGCCCAGAGAUGCCGGUGUCUUUACGUCUGUAGUGUAUGUAGGGCUGUACAGAGGGGGACGGAUUGGAAGUGUAUUUUGAGGGCAGCACUGCAUUUGGAAAGUGAGGAAAACAUAGGAGUCAAGGACAGCUUCUGGCGUUUGGUCUUAGACCUCAGACAUGGUGGGUUGCAGGUGCACUUGUAGAGGGCACAGUGCUCUGAGCCAAAUUUGAAGUGUUUCCUGAAAAAAAUCAGCCACUGAGAAACCUAUGCAGCACAGCGCUACUCUGACACGUGGGGUCGCUGUGGGUCAGAGUGGACUUGACGGCCCCUGGUUUUUUAAGGAGGUAAGGAGUGUCCCUGGGUCCGGAUAUGUCCUUCCCGUCCAUAGUUUUGCUUAGGGGGUUGAGAGAGGCGUGGCACAUAGGACCCUGGGCAAGGGGAAGUCAAGAGAGGGCUCACAGAAGAAGUGAAGGCGUGAGUGAACAAGCCUUGCUUCACUAAUGGCCUUACUAAGUGCAGCCUGUGCACCCAGGACUGAAUCGCCUUCUCCCUCCCCCGAAGCUUGCUUGAAUACUCCAUUAGAGCACUGGAUCAUGUUCCCAGUUGCCUUCGAGUCUACUCUGACUCAGGGGACCCCGUAUGUGGCAGAACAGAACGGUGCUUCACAGGCUUUUCAAUGGCUGAGUUUUCGGAAGCAGAUGAUGAAGCCUUUCUCCUGAGGCACCUGAGUGGACUCUAACCUUCACGCUUCCAGACCGUGGCCUUAGCUGUUGGCAUCGCCCAGGGACUCUAUCACUGGGGUUACUCUGCAUUAAACGUGAGUGCCAAAAACCAAACCCGUUGCCAUCAAGUCGAUUCUGACUCAUAGCCACCCUGUAGGACAGAGUAGAACUGCCCCUUGGAUUUCCAAGGAGUGGAUGGUGGGUGAGGUCUGCUGACCUUUUGGAUAGCAUCCUACCUAACUCUUAACCACUAGGCCUCCGGGGCUUUGUCUUCCAUAAAUGGGUGCCGUUUUCCAUACACUAGGCAGCCCUUCUCUUUUGUUUUUUUGAGGAAGAGAAUAGGCUCAGUGUGUGGGAGUUCAUUUGCAUUUUACAUCUGCUUUUCCAUUUCAGUCUUAGGAGUGAUUUCUUCAGGAGGCUUGAUUGCACCCUGGCAGGCUGAGAGGAAUGGAAAAACGGCAUUGUAAAUGUUCCUGCAGGGCAAUGGGGCUGUCUGUCCCACUGAGCCCCUGAGAAUUGCUCUGAGGACAGUUGCUGCUAGCAUAGCUGCUCCUACCUUUCCUUUUUGCCCGAACCUUGCCCUGUCCAUCAUGAGAGACUGUCUUAAAGUGGAAUAUUUUUCUCUACAACGGCUGCUUUUAUUUUUAACCUGAACUAUUCCAGGUUCAUGAACCACCGGGCUCCAGCCAAUGGCCGCUACAAACCAACUUGCUAUGAACAUGCUGCUAACUGUUACACGCAUGCAUUCCUCAUCGUUCCAGCCAUUGUGGGCAGUGCCCUCCUCCAUCGGCUGUCAGAUGACUGCUGGGAAAAGAUAACAGCAUGGAUUUACGGAAUGGGCCUUUGUGCCCUCUUCAUCGUAUCCACAGUAUUUCACAUUGUAUCAUGGAAAAAGAGUCACUUAAGGACGGUGGAGCAUUGUUUUCACAUGUGUGAUAGAAUGGUUAUCUAUUUCUUCAUUGCUGCUUCUUAUGCUCCAUGGUUAAACCUCCGUGAACUUGGACCGCUGGCAUCUCAUAUGCGUUGGUUUAUCUGGCUCAUGGCAGCUGGAGGAACCAUUUAUGUAUUUCUCUACCAUGAAAAGUAUAAGGUGGUUGAGCUCUUUUUCUAUCUCACAAUGGGAUUUUCUCCAGCAUUGGUGGUGACAUCAAUGAAUAACACCGACGGACUUCAUGAGCUUGCCUGUGGGGGCUUAAUUUAUUGUUUGGGAGUUGUGUUCUUCAAGAGCGACGGCAUCAUUCCGUUUGCCCAUGCCAUCUGGCACCUGUUUGUGGCCACGGCAGCUGCAGUUCAUUACUACGCCAUUUGGAAAUAUCUUUACCGAAGUCCCACAGACUUUAUGCGACAUUUGUGAUGAAUCUGUACUAGGUCUCCAAACCAGUAUUAUUUCAAUGAUGACACUUGGGAGUGGGGUAAGAGCUGAAAUUGCUCAGGAAAGAAGAAAAAGACAACUGCACUGACUUUCUUUAUAUCUUUUGAAUGUAAUUACUGUGAAAGUCUCCAAAGCUGGGUUCUAGCUUUCCCCUCUCACAGCAAGUAAAUAAGAUAGUGAAUUAAUUAUUCAUUCCAUUCCACUAUCAUGAAGGACUCUGGAUAGACUUGGCCAACUGAUGUUUACAAACCAGAAUUUUGUAUUUUCGUUUUACAGAUUUUACUACAUGAUUUUUCUAAAUUCCUAGGUCAGGUCGUAAAAGUCAGCUUCCUUUUUACGAAAAAAAGAAAAAAAAUCGUUUCUAUCACUUUCCCAUUAGCUGUAUAAAGAAUCAUGGACAGAACUUACACUACUCUUUACCAUGUUUCAUCUUGGCAUAACAUGGUUAUUUUUUAAAUAGAAACUUUAGUUUUUUGUAAAUUUUUAAAAAGAGAUUUCACGAAAGUACAUCUCUGCGGUACUUCCUUCAUGUCGUGAGUUCUCGCAGCAAGCAGUGAACAUUCCACAAAGGAAUAAACAUGAUACCUCUUCUGACAGUUUUAAUAAGUGUGGAGAAAUUGCCAAUUUUUAAAACCUGCAGUUUUCCAAACUUUUCUGCCAACCUCUAACCUUGAACAGUGCUGCUUUGGGCCAUAUACUUGAGCUAGUGUGGUUUACCAGUGAUGGAAAAAGUGUUUUGAUAUCAUUAAGUUUUUCAAAAGAUCCAUCUUUUUCCUCUCUCUAUGCCUUUGCCAUGUUUUUUUCAGGGUCUCUUUCAGUAAGUAGUAGAUGAGUUUUCAUGUCUGUGUGGCGAUAACAUUGUGGGGUUGGUCAUCUUCCGAAAACUCCUGAGCAACGUUAUGACUUACAGUGAAUAAUUGUAUUGCCCGUUUGGUGCCCAAUGGUUAUGUUUUUGUCACUUAGCUUUACCUUAUCGGUUUCAUAUUCAUUUUAAAUUGUGGAAUUAGAUGUGUAAAUUCACACUUCUAUCUUUCCUCAGUCUUUCCCAAUGUACUUUUUUUUUUUUUAAUACAAAAGUAUUUAAAGCAUCGUUUGACAGAAACGCAUGCAUCUGUAGCCCAUGGGUUGUAUCCUGGCUCAGUGGAGUGGUAUUUAACGUGUUAUUUUUGGUUUUCUCUGUGUCUUAUAUUAAGAUUAACGUAUUAGUUGCUCUGUUGGUAAAUCUCUCCUAUUGGUGUUUUAAUAAGUGAAAAAACCUUGCCUUUAGAACAGAUGCCAGGUAUUAUCUGUUUCUCGUAAUGGGCUUGAUCAAAUGGUUAAAUCGAAUCACACACUUAGCCUUGCUGGUUCCGUGUUUGUACUGAUGUGGCUUUAAAAGAGGGUUUGUUUUGUGUGUGUGUGUGUGUUUAGAAUGCCUCUGGCUUUGAAGGAUAUGGGCAUGAGGAGCAGAAGAACUGGUAUUUGCUGGUGAAUUCGCAAAUAGGCAAGGUACCCAGUGAUUGCAUCAACCAGACCACCUGUGUGCAUGCUUCUAAACAUCUGGAUGCCUCUUGUUUUACUGUGUAUAUUUUAUUUCUAAUAUAUUUACUCUUUGUGAGUUCAUUUAAAGUUUGCUCAAAAGUAACACUGUCAAAACCACUAAAAUGUAUGUAAAAAAUUGUGCUGUAGACUAGAAUAAAAUUGUUAUUUCGACUUGU